Molecule: messenger RNA, 1260 nt
Organism: Mucor mucedo
Lineage: Eukaryota; Fungi; Mucoromycota; Mucoromycetes; Mucorales; Mucoraceae
Exons: 2
Coding region: 36-1103 (355 amino acids)
Biological process (GO): ubiquitin-dependent endocytosis
Cellular component (GO): cytoplasm; cytosol; plasma membrane
Molecular function (GO): ubiquitin protein ligase binding; protein-macromolecule adaptor activity
Source: RefSeq, a predicted model, not a curated record
GUUUUCUUUUCAUCAUUUUAUAAACAUAAAAAAAAAUGGCAAUGCAUCUGACUAUUUUACCUGAAUUUGGAUGGUCUAUCAAUGGACAACAUGUUUAUGGUCCUGGAUCUGUUUUUCAGGGUUUUGUUACUGUUAAAAAUAUGCCUUCCCACAGCCGCAUUACCAAGAUCAAACUCGCCUUUUCAUGCGUAGAGACUAUUUUACCUUACACAAUCACACCGGGUAUAGUUCGUUCUACACGUAAACCUAUCUUCUCAGUCGCGAAAAUAUUGCAAUGCGAUAGUACUGCAUCUGCAAAAUCCACCUACACGUUUCCCUUCACACUUCAAUUACCGAUGGUACAAUUCCCUCCUUCUGUGAAACAAUUUUACUACCAAUGUGAGUACAAACUGGUAGCUACUGCGGUUGACAUGCAUCUGCCAGAUAAGAUCGAGAUACCCGUUGUCUAUAUGCCAUUUAUAGAAACCAGCUUACUAAAAUCUUCCAUGCUAUUGAACACAACGAUCAACAAGGAAUUGGCUGCUGCAAUCAAGUUAUAUACUCUAAACUUUGUGCCAGGUGACUACUUGAAGGCCAACAUAAAAAUUAACAUGUCGACACCAGAGAAAAAAUAUAAGGAUAUGACAGUAGUAACAGAAUUAAAACAACUGACAACUAUUCUUGCGUUUCAUGAUGUGCCAGAUCAGGUGAAAACCGUUUGUUCCCAAACACAGGCUCUGGCAAUGACAUCCAAGAACACUCCUUCCACAACUGAUAUCGAAUUAUUACUGCCGGCCGAUCUCACACCAUCGUUUGUUGGUAAUUUAGUGUCGGUAUCGUAUACAUUGCAUAUUCGAUUGGAGCAUAAGGGGUCACUUUCAAGUAUAUGGAAACAGGCGCUCAAAGUUAUCAAGAUCCAGGUGGUUGUAGGUACUUUGGGCUAUGGCAUACGAUCUUCCGAUGCGUUGGAAAGUUACACACACUGGAAUGACGAUUCCUCUGUUGAGUCUCCUAUGCCGUCUCCAAUUUUUAUGGAUAGUAUUGAAUAUGAAGAUGCUUUACCGCUCUAUGAAUCGAUUAAAUUACCGUGUUAUGAAGGACCUACGCAGUGCAGUAGUAACUAAUGAUGUUGAUACAUGAUUGCUCCCUCACUUUUGUACAUUUAUUUCUUUUAAAAAAAAGCCCAUUGUAAUUUUAAAUACUUGUAGUAUUAUACUAUAUCCCAUAUGUUAUGCCCAUAUACCUUAAUAAAAAUAUAAAGAAUUUACGCCUAUGCAAAAA